Molecule: messenger RNA, 487 nt
Organism: Lactuca sativa (garden lettuce)
Lineage: Eukaryota; Viridiplantae; Streptophyta; Magnoliopsida; Asterales; Asteraceae
Source: RefSeq, a predicted model, not a curated record
AAGCUAGAGAAUAUCUUGAUAAGCCUGCAAUACAUGAGACAAUGGUGAAGGUAUGUAGAUUAUAUCUUAUAUUUCCUACACAAAUAUAGACAACUAUAUGCUGAUGUCAUUAUGCAGGUUAGCGCUUAUCUGCUUGGAGAAUACAGCCAUCUUUUGGCCAGACGACCUGGUUGUAGCCCAAAGGACAUUUUUGUCAUUAUACAUGAGAAACUUCCUACUGUAUCGACUCCAACAAUAUCCAAUCUUCUCUCAACAUACGCAAAGAUUUUGAUGCACUCUCAACCACCAGAUCCCGAAUUACAAAACCAGAUCUGGGCAAUAUUCAGCAAAUAUGAAACAUGCAUUGAUACUGAGAUACAACAAAGAGCUGUGGAGUAUUUUGCAUUGAGUAGGAAAGGUGAAGCCCUGAUGGAUAUAUUAGCAGAAAUGCCAAAGUUCCCUGAACGUGAGGUAUAUUUAAGCGUAGGGUUUUAAUUGAUUGAUUGAU